Antrostomus carolinensis (chuck-will's-widow) is the source of this 744-nucleotide messenger RNA. RefSeq names its product transforming growth factor beta regulator 4 (gene FASTKD4). The annotation marks the transcript as partial. The record is from RefSeq and is a predicted model, not a curated record. The transcript has 2 exons. NCBI's taxonomy places the organism in Eukaryota, Metazoa, Chordata, Aves, Caprimulgiformes, Caprimulgidae.
AUGGCAGCCCGCUUGGUGCGACGCUGCUGCUGGCAGCACUUCACCACCUUCAUCUCCCCUCCCUCAGCUUUCCCAGCUUCUUUACUGGUGCCAACUGGGAAAAUGACCAUGAUGAGAGCUUUACCUCCAACACCUCCCGCUUUAUUUCACACCUCCAGCCCUCCCAGCAGGGCAGAUGGAUUCUCCAUCAAAGAGCAGGUGGAAGAGGGAAGAAAUCCAGAGUACAAAGUGAUGGGACAGCUGAUUGAAACAGCUGUGAGUCCUCAGGAACUCUUCCAGCUCAGUCAGCUCCAUGCUCUGAACAGCAACCAAGCUUCUCUCAUCAUCACUCAACUGUCCCGCCUGGCUGCUGAAAACAAACUGGAAACUGAGAAUAUUCUACGGGAUGAACGUUUCCAGCACCUCAUCAGCAUCAUGGAUUCCCAGAUAUCUCAAGUGUGGAAUAACACUUUGGUGAACCUCCUGAAGAGCCUCUACUCCCUGGGGAUGGACAGUAACAGGAAGGAGAUGCAGUCGGUGGAGCAAGAGGUGCUGUGGAGACUGCGGCGUCUCACCUUCAGGCAGUUGGCUUCCCUGGCAGAGUUCUUGGCCAUCAAGCAAGGGAAGGAGAGCAAGUUGCUGAAUGAAGUCAUCAAGAAGCUGGAGUUGCGUUGGACAGAGCUCGAGGGCACCCGAACCGUGGUGACACUGAUGGGCAAGGUGGGGCACGUCUCCCCGGCUCUGAUGGACCGGCUGGAGGACAAG